AUGUCUUCAUCACUAGCAGAGAAACUAAACGUCAAGAUUGUUGAACAAAAGCCGGUCACUGUGACCUUGCCAAACGGUCUAACCUACGAACAACCAACCGGUUUGUUCAUUAACAACCAAUUCAUCAGAUCCCAGGAUGGUAGCACUUUGAAGGUUGAGAACCCAUCCACCGAAGAAAUCAUCGUUGAGGUGCAAUCUGCCACCGCUCAAGAUGUUGAGUAUGCAGUUGAAAGCGCUGAAGCUGCUUUCAACUCCGAAUGGUCUUCUAUGGAUCCAAGAAACCGUGCUGCAUACUUGGUCAAGUUGGCUAACUUGAUUGAGGAAAAGAAAGAAUUGAUUGCCUCCAUCGAGUCCACCGAUAACGGUAAAGCUUUGGCAUUGGCCAGAGGUGAUGUUGGUUUGGUCAUUGACUACAUCAGAUCCGCCGCUGGAUAUGCUGACAAGCUAGGCGGUAGAACCAUCGACACUGGUGAUGGUUACGCUAACUUCACCUACAGAGAACCAAUUGGUGUUUGUGGUCAAAUUAUCCCAUGGAACUUCCCAUUGAUGAUGCUUUCCUGGAAGAUCGCCCCAGCUUUGGUUGCCGGUAACACCGUCAUCUUAAAGCCAGCUUCCCCAACCCCACUAAACGCCUUGUUCUUUGCCUCCUUGUGUAAGGAAGCUGGUAUCCCAGCUGGUGUCGUUAACAUCGUCCCUGGUCCAGGUAGAUCUGUCGGUGACACCAUCACAAACCAUCCUAAGAUUAGAAAGAUCGCAUUCACUGGUUCCACUGAUAUCGGUAGAGAUGUCGCUAUCAAGGCUGCUCAAUCUAACUUGAAGAAGGUUACCUUGGAACUAGGUGGUAAGUCCGCUCACUUGGUGUUUGCCGACGCCAACAUCAAGAAGACUAUUCCAAACUUGGUCAACGGUAUCUUCAAGAACGCUGGUCAAAUUUGCUCCUCCGGUUCCAGAAUUUACGUCCAAGAUACCAUAUAUGAUGAACUUCUAUCCGAAUUCAAGAAGUAUCUGGAAACCGAAAUCAAGGUCGGUUCUCCAUUCGACGAAUCUAACUUCCAAGCUGCUAUCACAAACAAGGCUCAAUUUGAAACCAUUUUGAACUACAUCGACAUCGGUAAGAAGGAAGGUGCUAAGAUUCUAACGGGUGGUGAAAGAGUCGGCAACAAGGGUUACUUCAUCAGACCAACCGUAUUUUACGAUGUCAAGGAAGACAUGAGAAUCGUGAAGGAAGAAAUCUUUGGUCCUGUCGUGACUAUCUCCAAGUUCUCUACUGUUGACGAGGCUGUCGCUCUUGCCAAUGACUCUGAAUUCGGUUUGGGUGCUGGUAUCGAAACUGAAAACUUGUCUGUUGCAUUGAAGGUCGCUAAGAGAUUGCAUGCAGGUACCGUUUGGAUUAACACAUACAACGACUUUGACGCUGCUGUUCCAUUCGGUGGUUACAAACAAUCUGGUUACGGUAGAGAAAUGGGUGAAGAAGCUUUCGAAUCAUACACCCAAGUCAAGGCUGUCAGAAUCAAGCUCGAGUAA
Molecule: messenger RNA, 1524 nt
Organism: Kluyveromyces marxianus DMKU3-1042
Lineage: Eukaryota; Fungi; Ascomycota; Saccharomycetes; Saccharomycetales; Saccharomycetaceae
Gene: ALD6
Product: aldehyde dehydrogenase (NADP(+)) ALD6
Exons: 1
Coding region: 1-1524 (507 amino acids)
Molecular function (GO): aldehyde dehydrogenase (NAD+) activity
Source: RefSeq, a predicted model, not a curated record